Puccinia triticina is the source of this 732-nucleotide messenger RNA. RefSeq lists its product as uncharacterized. Lineage: Eukaryota; Fungi; Basidiomycota; Pucciniomycetes; Pucciniales; Pucciniaceae. The transcript has 5 exons. The record is from RefSeq and is a predicted model, not a curated record. The coding region runs from base 1 to 732 and encodes 243 amino acids.
AUGUUCAACUGCGGAUCAGACAGGCCCACAGCUGCAUAUCCAGGAGGCUCAACCCAACCGAUCCGAACUGAACGGGUGACAGUGGCAAGCAGUGCCAUGCCCGCUUAUGAAUUGGUGUCGCAUUUGCAAUAUGUACUCGAUUAUUUAUUUAUCAGUGCCAUCGGUCCUCCCCUUGUUCCUCAGUUCAUCCCUCGCGCAUUCCUCGAGUUCAAACUUGUUCCAUCCUCUGAAAUCAGUUCCACUCCAAUCAGCAUGCGUUCUAGUCGCCUCACCCUUUCUGUCCUCGCUUUCAUCGGGCAGGUCGUUUCAGCCGCCUCAGUGACCACAGAUGACGAUACGCCCAGACAGUGUUUUUAUUACACCGGUGCAAACACCAACUCCGCGACUUGUAAUGAGGUUCCGGAUUUGAUUUGCACCGGAGGGUGCCGCCGAGGUAGUUACGUCACUGCUGAAGGAUGUCGGCCAAACGAUGGUUCGCCUAAAUCGGCCGCAGCUCCGCUCACUCCCCAAAACUGCACCGUUGGCUUUGGUCGGGACACGGCUGCUGCUAAAGCAUGCCUCACCGAAACUAAGGGAUACUCUUGCAACGGCAAAACUAGUGGUUUUGCUUUAUGUUAUGGUUGUGUAAAAACUCGCACAACUUAUCACGUACCUUCACCCCCUGAAGACUACCCGCCAUCGUGGCUCAAUCAAAGUCUUACAAACCCGAUACCAGGAUCGGGGAGAUGGUAA